This is a messenger RNA of Asterias rubens (European starfish), 2447 nucleotides long. Its product is annotated as membrane progestin receptor beta-like. Gene Ontology annotation, biological process: response to steroid hormone. Gene Ontology annotation, cellular component: plasma membrane. The transcript is spliced from 2 exons. The coding region runs from base 187 to 1185 and encodes 332 amino acids. Gene Ontology annotation, molecular function: nuclear steroid receptor activity; steroid binding. The record is from RefSeq and is a predicted model, not a curated record. NCBI's taxonomy places the organism in Eukaryota, Metazoa, Echinodermata, Asteroidea, Forcipulatida, Asteriidae.
UCCACACACACACAGGCCGUCCGUGGACGAUUUUAACUGCCUGUGUUUUUCCACGCAAAAAAAAAUGUGCAAUUUAUACAACCAGUAACUCAAUUUACUCUUCCAAAGAUAUGGUAACUGUGAGACAGUGUAGUGGUACGACGUUCCAUUUCCUCAUUAGAUGACAGUCAGUUGAUAAGUGGAAAGAUGAAAAUCUCCAUCGGUUACCGAGAUGACAACCAGCCGCCCGGCCUACGCGCUGAAGAGGUGCCUCUCCAGUUCAGGGAGCCGUACGUGGAGGUCGGCUACCGGAAGCCCUACCAGCCUCUCACCUUCUACCUUAAGAGCUUCUUCCAGAUUCACAACGAAAGCCUAAAUGUGUGGACCCACGCCAUCGCCUGCAUCGCAAUCGUAUUCCAAGGAAUCCGUUUGUGCUCCAUGAUCGACAUGGAGAGGGAUCCGUACGCUCCAAUGUUCCGGAUGUUCCUGAUCAGCAGCGUGACGUACCUGUUCCUCAGUGCAUGCGCACACUUGUUCCAGUCCAUCAACGAGAUCGGCCACCACGUGUGUUUCUUCAUCGACUACAUGGGAGUCAGCAUCUACUGUUUCGCCGCCGGGAUGGCUCAAGUUCAUUUCUGCUCUCUGCCCUGGGUCUACAACCUCCUCCAGGGGUUUUACGUACCGCUGCAUUGGCUGCUGUCGUUCCUCGUCUGUUUCUGCUGUAGUUACUCAAAGUAUCGCUACAAGCGUCCGUACCCCUUUGCCCGAAAAGUCUGGCAAAUGUCGUCGGUCGCGGCGGGGUACAUCGUCGCCAUUCUACCUAUCUUUACGCGUCUUCUCUUCCAGGGUUUCUCGAUUUUUCAUGAUAUCGCGAUGUUUUACCACGUAAUCCAGGUCGCCUGUUUUCUGAUUGGAUCAUUCUUCUUCGCCGCGCCCUUCCCGCAGAAGUUCUCGCCUGGUAACUUUGACAUCGUCGGUCAUGGCCAUCAGCUCUUUCAUAUUUUCAUGGCGCUGGUGUCGUACACGGAAGCAGAGGCUGUGUAUCGAGAUUACAUCGACCGGAGGAACGUCUACUCAAGUCUUUUUACCCCCACACCGUCACUUGUGUAUGGUUAUUUUGUUCUACUUGUGGUCGCUAAUUUCACCGUUGUUAUUGUAUUAGGACAUAAAGUUAAGGCUAGGUUAGACAGGGAAAAAGAAGAAUGAAAACUGGCCAAGUUGAAUGGGAAAAUGGUUUCCACAAUGUAAGCAAAAAGAUUACGCUAAGCACAUGUCUGAAAACAAAACAACAGCGAGGGCCUUAUUUCAUAAAGAGAUGCUUUUAAGCAUGAAACAUCUUCUGCUUACAGGAAAAUGAUUUCCACAUUAUCAUCUACUGACUAACAUGUAAGCAAGAAGAUUGUGCUAAGCGUGUCUGAUAUGAAAACAAAACAAAAUCCAGGGCCUUAUUGCACAGAGAUGCUUUUAAGCAUAAAACAAUUCUCUGCUUAGUAAAAUAAGCAGGAAGGCAGACAUGUGAAAUUGUGGAAUUCAUUUUUUUCUUUCACUUUAGCAUUUUUUUAUUAUUCAAGUUAUUAUUGUACAUGUAUGUAGAAUGUACAAUAUGCAUUCACCAUGCAUAUAGUCCUUGUAAUAAUUACCAUCGACUGGUUUGACAUUUAAUUAUGUGAGAUCAUUAGCAGUACUGCAUUGCAUCAGGCCAGACCUAUCAAUCUUAAAGUUGUGAGAGUAAAAACAAAUGUUGGUUGGAUUUUGUCAGCAAGAUGAUAAUUUCCUAGCGCAGUUUAAUAUAAUAGUGAAAGCUUUAAGGUUCUUGUACUAUAAUAAAUAAGUGCAAUUCUUUUGACGCAGCGAGUUACAUACAUGCAGGGAAAUUUACGACACAGGGACAUAAGAGAUAUCCUGCACGCACUUUUUAUUACAAAAUAAAAAAUUGUAACUAACGUAGGGUGCGUCGUGCAUAAAGCUGUGUUUUGUCUCGGGCCAAUAAUAUUAUCUAGACAAGAAGGCUGCCUUAGCCUAAUCAGCAAAACUAACUCUGGAAAAAAAAUUGUGUUUUGUCAUAUUUUUUUUGUAUCAAAACAACGAUCACCGUUAUCAAUAUAUUACCUUGGAGAAAUUUUGUUUUGACUGCAGCCUCUACAUGAAUGGUUAAUUAUGUGAAAAUGUACAAUGUACAGUGUAUGUGGACAGUUUUUGUUCUUAAAUACGAUUGUCCAAGCUUGUAUCAAUGCUUUAAGGUCCGGACUGGAACUCUCAGUAUGCUGAUCGGAAAUAACACCAGGGCCAAAUUUCAUAGAAUCGCUUCUAAAUGCGAAAAAUAUUCCUUUUAAAAACAAUUGUGUUCUAAGGAGAAAUUUAGUAUUUUAUCAGUUCCAUUUGUACACGCGACAUGAUACAAUGUAGUUUGGCUGGUAACCUUAUUCUGGUAAGCAUAGUUUUGUUGUCCUGAGCUACUCUUUAGUAGG